Daktulosphaira vitifoliae (grape phylloxera) is the source of this 3456-nucleotide messenger RNA. Its product is annotated as SRSF protein kinase 3-like. Lineage: Eukaryota; Metazoa; Arthropoda; Insecta; Hemiptera; Phylloxeridae. The transcript has 10 exons. The record is from RefSeq and is a predicted model, not a curated record. Gene Ontology annotation, biological process: protein phosphorylation; regulation of mRNA processing; spliceosomal complex assembly. Bases 635 to 3238 code for a protein of 867 amino acids. Gene Ontology annotation, molecular function: ATP binding; protein kinase activity.
CGGUGUGUCCCCCGGCUAGGUCAACAGUUUGUCGUAUAUUCACGUAGGUAUAGUUGUGUGAUUGUUAUUUUAUAUAUUUAUGUAGUUUUUCAGCGUCUUGUUUUUUUUUGUGUUAAUUGUGUGCAUGUCGGAACCUUGUGGCUAUCCAGAAAAUCGGAGAUUCGCCAGUCUCAGAGUAUCUGGGUAGUUUAUGCAGUGGCAUACUGAUUGUGUGGAUCAUUCAACUGGUGCGACUCUUUUGUCAGUCAGAAAGGCAAAAGUGUAAAUGUCAAGAGAUCAGUUUAAUUAUCACGAAAAGAAUUGCACAGCAAAUGAGACGAACGUAGUGAUAACGCCGAUUUAAUGGUAACACAGUCGCCGAUAUCAGGUCUCAUAGAGGCUGCUCUCUACUAUUUUGCGUCGCCGAACGUUUCAUGAAAUGUCGAAAAUCGCGAAGUUGAGAAAAUGCCGAGGUAUAAAAUUUUUUUUAAAAACUUAAAACAAAUUGAUUCAAUGAUAAAAUCAUCCUUCAAUUUUGAAAUCGAUCGAAAAAAUCGAUUUAAAUGGACCAUCAUUAGACAUGACUUUGACUUUCUUAAAUAUAUUAUCAACUAUAGAUGAUUUUCGCUUGGCUUUACAUUAAAGUUUAACUAAAAUGCCAUUAAAACGACUUAAUGUUCUGGAAUUUGCAGGAUUAGCACCAGUGCCAUUUGCUGGAGCAAUUUUAUCAGACUUUGGUGCAAAUGUGACUGUUAUUGAACAAAAAAACAAUAUAGCAGGUGAUUUUACAAAUUUAUUAAGUCAUGGAAAAAAAUCUAUUUGUAUUAAUUUAAAACAUCAAGAAGGUGUUGAAGUUAUUAAAAAUUUAGUAAAAAAGACAGAUAUUUUAAUUGAGCCUUAUAGACCAGGUGUAAUGGAAAAGUUUGGUUUAGGACCAGAUGUAUUAAUGGCUGAAAAUUCAAUGUUGAUUUAUGCUAGAUUAAAUGGUUAUGGUUCAUAUGGAUAUUAUUCUCAUAGAGCUGGACAUGACAUUAAUUUUUUAGCGAUAUCUGGUUUAUUGUCUAUGUAUGGUGCUAAAAAUCAAAAACCUUCACCACCUAUCAAUUUCUCAGAGUUUGCUGGUGGUAGUUUAGUUUGUGUUUUAGGAAUACUUAUGGCAGUAAUAGCACGAGAAAACAUAGGUAAAGGUCAAAUAAUUGAUGCAAGUAUAACUGAAGGAAUAUCAUAUGUUGGAAGUUGGUUAAUGCGUUCACAAAAUUCUUUUGUGUGGGGAAAUCCUAAAGGCCAAAAUUUAUUAGAUGGUGGAAUGCACUUUUAUGACACAUAUGAAACUAAAGAUGGAAAGUGGAUGGCAGUAGGAGCUAUUGAACCUCAAUUUUAUAAAGAAUUUGUUGAUGGUUUAGGACUAAGUAAUGAUGGUAUGGAACAAAUAGAUUAUGAUAUGAAUGAAAAUAAUAGAAGAAUUAUAGCAAACAAAUUUAAAGAAAAAACCCAAGAGGACUGGUGCAAAGCUAUGAACAAAGAUAUAAACAGACGAAUAUUAGCUAUACAAGCCAAAAAGAAAAGGCGUAAAUUACCAAAGAAACCUCAUGAAGACCGAAAGGUUGUGCCACCAGCUCCUACUAAGAUACCAGAAAAAACCAAGGCUCAUGGGAAACGCGACAGUGAUUCAUCAUCAAAUGAAUCUGAAGAAGCUACUGAUGAAAUGUAUGCUUCUGAUGAAGAGGAACAAGAAGAGUCUAGUGAUUACUGCAAAGGUGGCUAUCAUCCUGUACAAAUAGGAGAUGUGUUUCAAAAUAGGUAUCAUGUUUUAAGAAAGCUUGGCUGGGGUCACUUUUCUACUGUUUGGCUCUGUUGGGAUUUUACUGAUAAACGCUAUGUUGCCCUGAAAGUAGUUAAAAGUGCCUCUCACUUUACUGAAACUGCAUUAGAUGAAAUAAAACUUUUAAAAAGUGUUCGAGAUUCAGAUGUUAGUGAUAAAAAACGAGAACGUGUUGUCAUGUUGUUAAAUGAUUUUAAGAUAAGUGGUGUUAAUGGUAAUCAUAUAUGCAUGGUAUUUGAAGUACUAGGGCAUAACUUAUUAAAAUUAAUUAUAAAAAGCGAUUACUCGGGUAUACCAUUACAAAAUGUUAAAUGUAUUAUCAGACAAGUAUUAGAAGCAUUAGACUAUUUACAUACCAAAUGUAAUAUAAUUCAUACAGACAUUAAACCAGAAAAUGUACUCCUUUGUGUUGAUGAAAAAUAUAUUAAGAAUUUAGCUAAAGAAGCAGCUGAAAUUCAUCAAACUGGACAAAAACUACCUGUAUCUUUUAGUAGUACUGCACCUAAAAGUGCUCUAACCAAAUCAAAUUUGACAAAAAAUCAGAAGAAAAAAAUGAAAAGGAAAAAUAAACGCCAAUCUGAACUUCUUAAAGUACAAAUGCAGCAGUUAGAAGAACUUGAAAAUAAACAAGAAGAUGGCGAUACUGACAAUAACAAAGAUGAAGAAAAAUCUAUUACAAUAUCAGCAGACGGUCAAAAUAGUGAAUUCUUGUCUAAUGGUUAUUCUUGCAAUGCUACAAAUACUAGCACAGCUGUAUAUUCUGAUAAUAAUGUAAAUAAUGAGCAAAAAGUUCAAAAUAUUGAUGAAAUUAAUGCGGCUCAAAAAAACGGUAGUGGUGAAUUUAGUAAAACUACCAACAAACAACUAUCAAAGAAAAGAUCAUUUAGAAAUAAGACAAGGGAUGAUCCUAUUGAAGAUCCUGCAUUCAAUGUGUGUGAUAUUAAUGUAAAAGUUGCUGAUUUGGGUAAUGCUUGUUGGAUAGAUCGUCAUUUUACUGAAGACAUUCAAACUAGACAGUACAGGUCACUAGAAGUUCUUAUUGGAGCAGGUUAUGGUACGUCAUCAGAUAUUUGGAGUGUAGCAUGCAUGGCAUUUGAAUUGGCUACUGGUGAUUAUUUAUUUGAACCCCAUUCUGGUGAAGCAUAUUCUCGAGAUGAAGAUCAUAUAGCUCAUAUAAUUGAGUUGCUAGGGAAAAUUCCCAAGCAUGUUAUUGAUGAAGGAAAUCAAUCUUCACUAUUUUUCAAUAAACGAGGAGAAUUGCGUAACAUAAAUAGUUUGAAACCAUGGUUAUUAUAUGAUGUAUUGAAAGAAAAAUACAAAUGGUCUGAAGAUGAUGCUAAAGCGUUUACUGAUUUUUUAUUACCAAUGUUAGAAUUUGAUCAAAAUAUAAGAGCUACUGCUGCAAAAUGUUUACAACACCCUUGGCUAAAAUAUUGAUAAUUUAUUUUGAAUACAAUUUUAAUGAGCAUAAUUUAAGAACUGUUUUUUCUUUUUAACUUUUUAGUUUUUAUCAUCUAAUCAAGUCAUAUUAAAAUGCAAUUCUAUUUUUUGUAAAUAAACAAUAGUUUUAUAUUUUAAUUUUAUAUUAGAUGUAACAAUAUUUAUAAAUGUCAAACAUGUUGAAAAUCUGCAUAUAUUUGGUUUAUUAAUAUUUA